Rubroshorea leprosula is the source of this 492-nucleotide messenger RNA. The record is from the annotation of a GenBank genome assembly. Lineage: Eukaryota; Viridiplantae; Streptophyta; Magnoliopsida; Malvales; Dipterocarpaceae.
AGGGGUUUAGGGUUUCUCUGGAUUCAGAAUGGAGGGAUUGCAGGAAUUUGUCCGAUCGUUCUCAAAGGACGCAAAAUCUGUGUCAUCUUCGUUACCGGAGCUUCCGUUCAAUCUCGGAGGUGGGGGAAGAGAAGGAGGAGGAGGGGGAGGAGGAGGGUUUUCCUCUUCCUUGGUUUCUGCUGAUCAGUCUCGCAUGUUGGUUCCCAGGCCUCCCAGGAAUGUGGUGUCGAUUAUGACCUGCUCGAAGCUAUGUGCGGUCUGCUUUGCUGCCGGAAUUUUGGUCGGGUUCACGUUGAAGCGACGGCUCAGAAAGUGGGCUUCCAAGGUUCUCCACAAAUUGAAAGAUUAAUCGGUACCCACCUACCGAAUCCUUCCAUAAUUUAUCUCAAAUCUUCUCAUCUCCAUUUUUGUAUACAGCUUAAACUUCAGUAUUGAAACGGAUUUCCAUUGUUAUAUAUUUUAACUCUGCAUUUUAUAAGAUUUUGAUUUUGA